AUGGUCCUUUCAUAUCCUCACUUCCUCUACGCAGAUCACACUUAUAAAAAUGGAGUUAUAGGAAUGACCCCUGUUGAAGAGCAACACAGAAUAUUUGCCGACCUUGAUCCUUACACGGGCACAGUGAUUCGAGGAAGUAAAAGAGCCCAAUUCAACGUAUUUAUGCGGCCCGUGAGGAGUAUCGCUGCUACGAAUGCCCUCAGGACUACUCUUACUCCAAUAUUUUGGGUUGACGAGGGGAUGUCUUUGCCUGAAGACCUGACUAAUAUGAUAAAAAGAAGACUGUUAGGUUCAUUAAAUUUAGUAGACAUAUUUAUACCUAUACUUAUAUCUUUGAGUGCUUUUCUGGCUGUUUUUGGAGUGGUACUCGUUCUAUGGACCAAGAGACGCUCGAAUAUCAACAUUUAA
Pieris macdunnoughi is the source of this 408-nucleotide messenger RNA. Lineage: Eukaryota; Metazoa; Arthropoda; Insecta; Lepidoptera; Pieridae. The record is from the annotation of a GenBank genome assembly.